Messenger RNA from Anthonomus grandis grandis, 6175 nucleotides. RefSeq names its product protein polybromo-1. The transcript is spliced from 30 exons. Bases 648 to 5738 code for a protein of 1696 amino acids. Gene Ontology annotation, molecular function: protein binding; chromatin binding. Gene Ontology annotation, cellular component: RSC-type complex. Lineage: Eukaryota; Metazoa; Arthropoda; Insecta; Coleoptera; Curculionidae. The record is from RefSeq and is a predicted model, not a curated record. Gene Ontology annotation, biological process: chromatin remodeling.
AGAAAAACGAGUCGGUCAAUUGAAAGAACUUCUAGUCGCGCCUCUUUUAUUAUAGUUUUUCGUAGUCCCAUUUCACGGGACUAUUCGCGUUUAUUGAUAAAUAAUUAGGAAAUUUAACGUUGCGAGUGAUCAGUUUGAAGAAUAUGUGAAAAACGGUUCGGGAAAAUGCCCAAGUGUCACCCGAACUAACCUAACAAUCAUGGCUUGGGAUCCCUGAAGUUUUUUCGUUUUUUCAUUUUUGGGGCUAUUAAACCCUGCGAGAUUGUACAGCGAAAGAUCUGGACUGUCUGUGGCUCGCUCGCACCUCAAAUAAAUCUUAGGCAACGUACUCCUUAGUGAUAAUGAUAUGAUAGUCAAUUGAAGCAAUAUUUACAUACACUAAAGUGCAUAAACCCUUUUUUCACUUUUUAAACGUCUUUUGUGCUACUGUUUGUAUUAAUUCAUGUGUAAAAUCGGUUAAUUGUAAAAGUUUCAAUUGAACCUCUUUGGGUAGUAAAAAAGUUUCUACUAAUUAGUGCAUAAACUUUUUGGUGUAUAUAAACAACUGUUUAUAGUGCCUUUGGCAAUAUACAACCAGUUGUAUAGUGAAUCAAAAACUGCUGCUAUGCUUAUUUAAUGUUAAAAAUUGAAGUGGCAUCAGUUUAAAAAUGAGCAAGAGACGAAGAACUUGUUCAGUAAUUGCUCGUCACGAUGAUGAAGAUUUAAAUGAAGCCUCAACGAGUAGGGAACCUUUGAAGAAAAAGAAAAAAUUAUUCGAUCCAAUUGAGGCUUGUCAUCAACUAUAUGAAACUAUUAGGAAUCAUAAAAAGAAUGAUGGAACUCUGUUAUGCGACUCAUUUAUAAGGGUUCCUAAAAGAAGGCAGGAGCCUGGCUACUAUGAUGUUGUAAAUAACCCCAUCGACUUACUAAAAGUACAACAAAAACUGAAAACAGAUGAAUACAAUGAUAUUCAUGACUUGGAGACCGAUAUAGAGCUCAUUGUAGCCAACACCAAAGCUUUCUACAAAAAGAAUUCUCAGGAAUGGAAGGAUGCCGAUGAGCUGUGGAAUUUAUUUCUCAACUCUAAAUCAAAAAUAUUAAGUCCAGGUGCUGACGACCAUAAGGAAAAGGAAAAAUCAGAAAUAAAAAACCCCAACCAUACUCCGAAACCUGUGAGAACCCCUAUAAGGAAGUCCAAUAGUACCCACAAGAAUAAUUCAAAUAAUGUAAACAACUCAAAUUCCGACAGUAGCAGCUUUAAAUUUAGUGAUGAUCCUCAGCAGUAUGAGGAGCUGUUUAAUACAGUGAUGACAGCCACUGACGAUAACAAAAUGCCCCUCAAUAAGCAUUUUCAGUUACUACCAUCCAAAUCGGAAUAUCCUGAAUAUUAUGAGGUGAUAGAACAACCACUAGAUCUUAAGAGGAUAGCAAUUAAAAUUCAAAAUAAUCGAUACCCAAACAUUCUGGCACUGGAAAAAGACUUGGUGGUGAUGUGUAAAAACGCUUGUCUCUUCAAUGAGCCUAAUUCCCUCAUAUACAGUCAUGCCAAACAAUUAAAAAAGAUAGUGAAUCAACGUCGGAUAGAGAUCAUGGACCAAUGGAAUAAACCGAAAGCCUCUCCCCCGGUAAAUAAAUCCUCGUCGACCCCUAAACGGCAACGAAACUACAUCGCCAUCAUGGCGAAACUGAAAAAUCCCGAAGGCGGCUCAGAUUCUGAGGAGAACGGGUCAGACUCAGAACCGGAAACUCCUCUGAAACCGCCCCCACCCUCACGCACCCCCACCCCCAAACCGCGUAAGGAGGAAGUGAGGACUCCCAAACCUGUGCAGAACCAUCAUCACGUACAGGACGAUUUUGUGAAUUUAGAACCUGAGAACCCUCAAUGGAAACUGUUGGAGACGGUGUGGAAAAUGGAGGGUGCGGACAAAACGGCCCUCUCGGAACCGUUUUGGAAAUUACCGUCCAGACGAAUUUAUCCGGAUUAUUAUCGGGAAAUUAAGAAUCCCAUGUCCCUCACUCAAAUACGAAAUAAACUGACUAAGAAGUUGUACGGUACGGUGAGCGAAGUGGCGGGAGAUAUGACGGUCAUGUUCGAAAAUGCCAAGAAAUAUAAUGUGCCCAGUUCUAAAUUGUAUAAGGAUGCCGUAAAACUCCAAAAAGUGAUGCAGGCCAAAGUGCAAGCGCUACUUGACAUCGAUCAGGUAACCAAUAAGAAAACUAACAAAACCAAUUGCAAGAAACUGGAAGAUUCGAAUACUAACAACGACGAACACAAGAAGAAAGUGGGUACGAAACCUAAAAAUCUUAGUCCGAUGGGUCUGCCCAUGCGAGGAAGACCGCCCAAAGAAAUAGUACCCAUGAAAAGAAGACUGUACACGUUAGCUAAAUAUAUGCUGGAUUUCACUUGCGAAGACGGACGUCAACCGAUGCUCGCUUUCAUGGAAAAACCAUCGAAGAAACUGUAUCCGGAAUAUUACGAGGUGAUCGAGGAACCGAUCGAUUUUUUAGAAAUCGAGUCGAAAAUCAAAGCGGAACAGUACAGUUGCGAGAAAGAUCUCGUUAUGGAUUUUCAGCUGAUGUUUUCCAACUGCAGGCAAUUCAAUGAGGAAAACUCGCCGAUUUACGAGGACGCCAAUUUACUAGAGAAACAUUUAAUGGACAAGGUGGGGCCCAUGUUCAAUACGCCCGAGAAGCAAGAGGUGAAGAAGGAGAAAAACACCGUUAGAGUGUAUAAGCCCAGGAAAACGCUCACCCCGUUAGAAAAGGGCUUAAAACAAAUGUACGAGGCUGUUAGGGACUAUCGGGACAGCAAAGGGAGGCAACUGUCUCAGAUUUUCGUAAAACUGCCCUCCAGGGUGGAGUAUCCGGACUAUUACGAGGUGAUCAAACAUCCGAUCGAUAUGGAACGGAUAGCGCAUAAAAUGAAGAACAAUUUUUAUGAGUUCCUUGAAGAUAUGGCCGCAGAUUUCACUUUAAUGUUAGAUAACGCGUGCAAGUUCAACGAGCCCGACUCCCAAAUUUACAAAGACGCUUUGGUGUUGCAGAGAGUUGUAUCGCAAAAGCGACUUCAGCUUAAGGAACUGGCGGAGGACGAGGCACCUGAUGUUGCCGAAGCUGUCCAAGAUAUUCUCUUAACGCUAUUUACUACCGUCUAUAAUCAUCAGGACGACGAGGGACGGUGUUAUAGCGAUUCAAUGGCCGAGUUGCCCGAACACGACGAGAUCGAUGGGAAAAAAGCGAGAGCCCUCUCAUUGGACCUAAUCAAGCGUCGACUGGACAGAAACCUGUACAAACGUCUCGACUUAUUCCAAUCAGAUUUCUUCGCUUGCCUCGAUCGGGCCCGGAGACUCUCGCGAUCCGAUUCUCAAGUAUUCGAGGACUCGAUAGAGAUGCAAAUGUUCUUCAUUAAGAUGCGAGACGAGCUCUGUAAACAGGGCGAACUCCUACAGUCCCCGGCCUUAACAUACACUGCGUUAGACGCGAGACACGUGAUAGAAAAGUUGCGUCAUCAAAAGUCGAUGCAAGAAUCGUUAGAGGAGGACACGGAGACGCGCAGCUCGGACGAUUCGGUGUUAAAAGAGGGCAGCACCAACGGCUCCAUCGAGGAAACGAUGACCUGCAACCAUAAGACCUUUCAAGUGGGAGAGUUCGUUUAUUUGGAGUCAAAAAAAGACGGUUGCGAACCGCACAUCCUCAAGAUCGAGAAGCUGUUCGAGAAGAACGGGCAACAGAUGUUGUACGGGAACCAUUAUUUUAGGCCGGACGAGACGUACCACGUGCAAACCCGGAGGUUUCUCGAAAAGGAGGUUUUUAAGUCCGAUCAGUACGUCACCGUUCCUUUGGAGGAGAUUAAGGACCGUUGUUGCGUGUUGUCGGUCAAACAGUAUUUUACCAUGAAACCGGAGGGUUACGAUGAUAACGACGUGUACGUGGUGGAAUUCAGGUAUAGCUCGCGACAUCGGGCCUUUAAAAAAAUGAAAAUAUUCCCGGAGGUGCCGUCGACGUGUAAACUUGUAAAUAGAGAAGUUCCUUUAGAGCCAAAGAGAGUGAUGUCGAUAUUCAAGGAGCGACUGGAGAAACACAAGGACGAACUGGCGGAGCUGCAGGUCCUCGAGGGAAUGAUCGAUGACGAUCGGCCGAAUGUCGUGGCGUUUGUCGCGACCGAUUUGGACGACGGCAACACUUAUUAUGAGCAAUACAACACCAUAUGCUCGGGGGUGAUUAAGACGGGUGAUUUUGUAUAUGUAGUUGUAGAUGGAGGAAGACAAGUUAUAGCGCAGAUUGAUAGUAUAUGGGACACCACCGACGGUAAAUGUUACUUUCGUGGCCCAUGGUUUCUCUGUCCCACUGAAGUGCCAAACCCGACAAACAAACUGUAUUAUAAAAACGAGGUGUUACUGUCCACCGACGAGGACAUUAACCCGAUCGUCAGUAUUAUCGGCAGGUGUUCGGUCCUGGAUUACAACGAUUACGUUUCGCUGCGUCCAACGGAAAUACCGGAACAGGACGUGUACAUUUGCACCUCGAUAUACGACGAAAUCUCGCGGCAAAUUAGGAAGUUGCCGCCCGAGGGUCUCAGGAAAUACUAUCAUCUACCGGACGUGGUCGAGGACGAAUUGUAUUAUUUCAGUAAACUUCUUAAUCCUUCCAGGGUAGACGCCAGCGACCUCUACAACCCCAAAUUGUCUCAGAAGUUAGUAGAUACCAUUAGUACUAAGAAAUCGAACAAGUCGAAGGUGGUGACCGGUUACAUAUUAUACUCGAGGGAGGUGCGCAAGCAGGUGGUUCAGAAUAAUCCCGAAUCGAAGUUCGGGGACAUUUCGAGGAUCGUCGGGUCCGAGUGGAAGGCGCUCGCCGCGAGCGAGAAACAGGUGUGGGAGGAACGAGCCUCGAAACUGAACGAGGAGACGAAGGCGCAACUGUUGGCCGAGCAGGAGUCCUGUCCGAGUCCCGCGCCCCAACCCCAGGGACCGCCGGAAAAUCAGAUAUUCGAAUGUAAAUGGGAAGACUGCGACUUCCAGUUCGAAGAUCUGAGCGAUUGCGUGGAACAUUCGGUCAAAGAUUCGAAGGAUUCGCAGGGGCACGUGCAAAAAUACUAUCAGGAACAUCCGGGGGAGGAGCUUCAGUGCAAAUGGCGCAACUGUUCUCGUUUGACCAAGAAGAAUUUGCAACCGUUCCCGAACAUAACGAGACUCAUCCGACACGUGAGAGAUAUGCACAUUAAUAAGGGCAACGGGCGGGUUGUUAUGCCCGACUUCAGGAGCAAGAACUUUAAACCGUCAACAAAAGCGACCGCCGUAAGAAACUUGAACACACAAACGGCAACUGCGAGCGCAUCCGUCGCUACACCCGGUAAACUGACUAGCGCUAGUACGUUCAUUACAACGCCAGUGAAUUACACGUCGGUUAUAGUCGCAGCACCCGCCUCUAGUGCCACCCCCAUAGUGACAGGGGCGGCCCAAAAAUCGACGGAACCGAUGUUCCUCUCCGUCCCGCCGAGGCCACAAAGGGUUUUACACUCCGAGGCGUACAUCAAAUAUAUCGAGGGCCUCAACGCCGAACAGAAGCACAUCAGUAAUUGGGAGCGUACGUUACACGCGACGCCAGAAACCUGCGCCCCACCGGAUCCGGAGAAAUUAUCUCAGGUGGCCACGUGGCUCGGCAAACGGGCCGAUCAACACGACAACGUCGUCGCUGCACUCUGGCAACUACGCAAUCAACUUCUCAAGGACACCCUCUGUCUGCACAAGACCUUGUAAUUAGUCUUAUGAAGUUAUUUAACGGAUCGGUGACUGUUGAAAGUGUGGUACAAUUAAUUACUUAUAUUAAGUAAAUUAUUAAAGGGUCCUACCGAAUAACGAUGACACUUAUUCCAGUUUGUAAAUAUUCCUACUUAAAAAACUGUUUUUUUUUUAAUUAUUAGUUUGUAUUAAUGUUUAACUUUGUAUAUUUUGUCUUUUUAAUUAUGGAUUCGGCCCACUUUAUGUUUGAUAAGGACUGAUUUACUAUGCGAAAGCGCGGUUCGGAUCUUCGUUAUUCUUUCCUCGCUUAAACGUUUUUAAGCUGUAGAUACCGGUUUAAGUUUUAACUUAUUAUUUGCAGUAUUUUAUACGGUUUUUGUGAAAUAUUUUUUUGCGUGUAAUGUUUUUUUUUUUUUAUUGAGGAUGUAGCAAAUAUAUUUGUCGGAUACGUAGAA